AUGCACUACACCUCUUCCGGCCUCCUUUUCGUGCUCAUGCUCCUCCUUCCUCUACCUAUUCUAGGUCUCCCGGAUCACAAAGACCUUACGGGAGAACGCUAUCCGAGUGGCACCCCUCCCGAUGGUAGAAGAACCCUCGAUCACCAAUUCGGCAUCAUACAACUCCCUAUUGAGGCGAGAGACGAAGCAUCCAGCCAAAGCAUUGCAUGCAUCGACCGUGACACUGCUAUUAUUUCUAUCACUGAUGGAGUCCUUAAGGACUCGAGUGGCAGGACGGGAUGUAUUGUUGCUAAUAGGCAAUUUCUGUUCGAUCAUCCACCUUUGCAGCAUGACUUGCUGUUCUCCGGGGGAUUUUCCGUGGGGAAGAAUGGGCUCCUGGCCUUAGGGAAGGAUGACGUUUUUUAUGCCUGUCCUUCUGAGAGAGGUGAGUUUCGCAUUUCUUCUUUUCCCGUGGUUUGAGGUGUGCGGGCUCAUUUGCGGAGCUGAUUGUGGUUAUGGCGGGUACCAGAAGGGUAUUCCAAGCUCUACGACAUGCGCAUUGCAGAUUAUUGCCGCCCCGUUUUGCUGGAGAUUGUGAAGCUUGCUCAUCGUUGAGAAGCCUUUUGGGUGACCGGUGAUGGAUAGACCGUGGUUGCCAUAUAUACUCUCCAGGAGAGGCUCAUCAAUGAAUACGAGCAGUUGGUGGUUUGCUAGGUGCUAUUGGAAGGAGGAUAUUAUUAAUGAGGCUGCUAGGAUUGUUGGAGAUUACGGUAGUAGCUACCACCUCGGUAGUUGUUUCGGAAUCCUAAGCUAUUGGUAGUGAUUGGGA
Molecule: messenger RNA, 808 nt
Organism: Tuber aestivum (summer truffle)
Lineage: Eukaryota; Fungi; Ascomycota; Pezizomycetes; Pezizales; Tuberaceae
Source: the annotation of a GenBank genome assembly